Theobroma umbraticum is the source of this 3142-nucleotide messenger RNA. The record is from RefSeq and is a predicted model, not a curated record. NCBI's taxonomy places the organism in Eukaryota, Viridiplantae, Streptophyta, Magnoliopsida, Malvales, Malvaceae.
UAUAUCUUCAGCUUCAAGCAGAAACAGCAUUCGCUUUAAGCCCCCAUCUCCCUAGCUUUUGUUUCAUAUUUUAUUGGGUUUAACGUUUGUAGUACUUUAUUUUCCAUCCGAAUAUGGAGCUUCAACUGGGUCUUGCUCUCCCAACUCCAAACAUAAUCAAGGGGUUCGACUUGAACAACCUCGGACUCGACCAGCUGAAAGAAAUGGGGGGUUUGGAAGCUUGGAACCAGGCUGGUGGCUGUUUCGGGGAAAAAGAUUGUGUUAAAAACAAACGUGGUUUUGAGCAGGCCUUUGGAAACUUCACUGAUGACUGUAAAGCAAUGCCUUUGCUCCUAUGGAGUGGCCAGCCAAACGAGGAAGAAGAUCACAGGGAUCAAAAGAAGAAAACUUCUUCCUCCAUCGCUGAGAAUGAUGCAGAGGAAGAACAAGUGGUGGGCUGGCCACCUAUUAAGUCGUGGAGGAAGAAACUAUUCCACCAGCAUCAGGCUGGCAGGAUUGAGAAAAACUGGACGGCAGAGAAAGAAAAUGGCAGAUCCAUCUAUGUCAAGGUGAAGAUGGAAGGAGUAGCAAUAGCAAGAAAGGUUGAUGUAAGGCUUUACCACUCGUACCAUGCGCUUACAAACUCCUUGAUCAGCAUGUUUGUCAAAGGCCAAAAAAGUGAUGAAGAUGAUUACACACGUUAUACUCUCACCUACCAAGACAAAGAAGGAGAUUGGCUGAUUGCUGGAGAUAUUCCAUGGCAUCUGCUUUUAUCUUUGUUCUUACAUAACGUCAACGAAUCUUCACUAUCAAAAUCUGUUUCUUUCGUUUGUAAAUUUUAUGGCCGCCCUGGUCCUCUGUACUUAUCUUCCUACUGUUUGCUGUGCCUAUUUCUUGUUUCUGCACAACAAAACACUGAUCCAAAUGAAGUGGCUGCCCUCAGGAAGAUCAUAGAUUACUGGAACUUGGGAAGUAAGCUGAAUCUAACCGUUGACCCCUGCAGCCGGAACGCAACGUGGACCUCAGAAGAUUCAAAUCCUCAUGUUGCCUGUGACUGCUCCAGCAAUCCCUGCCACAUCACCGUUUUGAAGAUUUAUGCUUUGGAUAUCAAGGGUGAGAUACCCAGAGAAGUGUUUGAGCUUAAGGAGUUGAUGGACUUGAAUCUAGGUCAGAAUGUGUUAAACGGGUCCAUUCCUGCUGAAAUUGGACAGCUAUCAAAAAUGCAAUACCUUAGCCUAGGCAUAAACAAUCUCACAGGUCCAGUGCCCCCCGAGCUUGGCAAUUUAACCAAGUUGCUUUCCCUAAGUUUUAGCUCAAACAAUUUCUUCGGACCAUUACCCAAAGAGCUUGGAAGUUUGACAUCUUUGCAGCAGCUGUAUAUUGAUAGCAGUGGAGUUAGUGGACCAAUCCCUCCAGAAUUUGCAAAUUUAAAAUCCCUUCGGAUUCUCUGGGCAUCUGAUAAUCUCUUGACUGGGAAGCUGCCAGAAUUUCUUGGGACCUUUACAGAUUUCAGAGACAUGCGGCUUCAAGGGACAUCUCUUGAAGGUCCAAUCCCAAGCAGUUUUGCAGCUCUAACUAAAUUGGAGGACCUGAGAAUUGGUGAUCUGAGUGGGGAAGAUUCCUCUCUUGAUUUUUUAAACGACCAGACAAGUUUGUCCACACUAUCUUUGAGAAAUUGCAGGCUAUCGGGACAAAUACCAGAGCGUCUUGGCAGAUUCACCAUGUUGCAAUACUUGGACUUGAGUUUCAACGAGUUGACAGGUCAAAUACCGAUCUCAUUCCGGGAGUUCUCUUCAUUGGAGUUUUUGUAUCUUGGAAACAACAACUUGAGUGGGGAGUUGCCCGAAGGCAUCGUAACUCCAGAGCUUAUUGCAUUGGAUGUUUCAUUCAAUCCCCUUUCUGGAAAUUUACCUCCACAGUUUGCUAAGGUGAAAUCAAUGAAUGUUGUUGGAACUUCUAUCAAUGCAAAUGGGUUACAGGACAAAAAGGUUUCUGAGAUGCUGGAGUGCCUCCAAGGCAAAACCAAGUGCAGAAACAAGGUUCCUUCCUCUUCGUUUUCUAUCAAGUGCGGAGGCACAGCUCAGAAAUCCGCAUCUGGCAUUGAAUUUGAUGAUGACUCUGAAAUACUUGGAGCCGCCUCACUGUACACAAGCACUGACAAUCACUGGGCAGUAAGCAGUGCUGGAAGUUUCGUUUCAAACCCGAAUGGAAAUAUAUAUAUUUCAAAGACAGAUUCUCAGAUCACAGGAACUUUAGAGUCAGAGCUGUACAAGACAGCAAGGGUUUCACCAAGCUCUUAGAGGUACUAUGGCCUUGGUUUAAAGAAUGGGAAAUACAGUGUUGAGCUUCAUUUUGCUGAGAUAGCAAUGGAUGACUCCCUGUCUUGGAAAGGCCUGGGGAGGCGCUUAUUUGAUGUUUAUAUUCAGGGUGAGAAAGUUCUUCAAGAUUUCAAUAUCCAGCAAGCGGCUGGCGGAUCCAAAAAAGCCUUGAUCAGAACAUUUGAGGCAAAUGUGACAAACACAAUCAUGGAAAUUCACUUCUUCUGGGCUGGAAAAGGCACCUGCUGCAUUCCAUAUCAAAGCACAUAUGGCCCCCUAGUAUCAGCAAUCCAUGCAUCUCAAGUAUCAGAAGGUGCUGCUGCCGCUUCCAAUCACAACCGAGUGGGACUAAUUGCUGGAAUUGUAUUGGGGGGUGCAGCCGGGAUUGUGAUAGUGUCUUCCAUAUUCUUCUUAUGGUGGAAGAAGGAUCCACAGGGACACAUGAGAAUCUUCACAGACUCACCAAGGAAACAACUAGCAUAAGUGCCCCCCCACUCUCUCUCAGGGCUCAGCCUGCUGUAUAAUAUGUACCUAAAACUGAAAAAUCCUGAAUAACAAUGCCUCCGCACCCAAACAUGGUGCUCAAGCUGGUUUCUUGGGUCCUUGGCCUUCCAAGGGCCAGCUAUGAACUACCAGGGGGCCCUAAUCUGAAGCAGAAAAUUGAACCAUAAAUAAUCGAUGGUUCAGGCCUUGAUGUGGCUCUCUGUCCCCCUCAAGGUCCAUUUGCAUUUAAAUUAUGCAGUCACUUUCUGUCUUUCAGCAUCAACGCCCUGUUGUAUAAUUUAUGAAGUUGGUUUUCAGUGGUUUUCGUAUUACCUGUUUUUCUUUUUUCUUUUGCUUUUGUA